Molecule: messenger RNA, 890 nt
Organism: Prionailurus viverrinus (fishing cat)
Lineage: Eukaryota; Metazoa; Chordata; Mammalia; Carnivora; Felidae
Gene: GPX1
Product: glutathione peroxidase 1
Exons: 2
Biological process (GO): response to selenium ion; hydrogen peroxide catabolic process; glutathione metabolic process
Cellular component (GO): cytosol; mitochondrion
Molecular function (GO): glutathione peroxidase activity
Source: RefSeq, a predicted model, not a curated record
CGCCACGUGACCCCACAGCACUGUCCCAAGCCGAAGCUCGGCACUAUUGUGCACUGCACUCUUGUGCGACAGUCCGCCAUGUGCGCUGCUCCGCUCGCGGCCGCCGCCCUCGCCGCAGCGGCCCCGCGCUCUGUGUAUUCCUUCUCUGCACGCCCGUUGGCCGGCGGGGAGCCCAUGAGCCUGGGUUCCCUGCGGGGCAAGGUGCUGCUCAUCGAGAAUGUGGCGUCGCUCUGAGGCACAACGGUCCGGGACUACACCCAGAUGAACGAGCUGCAGCGGCGCCUCGGGCCCCGGGGCCUGGUCGUGCUCGGCUUCCCAUGCAACCAGUUCGGGCAUCAGGAGAACGCUAAAAACGAAGAGAUCCUGAAUUCCCUUAAGUACGUCCGACCUGGCGGCGGGUUCGAGCCCAACUUCACGCUUUUUGAGAAGUGCGAGGUAAAUGGCGCGCAGGCGCACCCCCUCUUCGCCUUCCUGCGCCAAGCUCUGCCUGCCCCCAGUGACGACGCCACUGCGCUCAUGACCGACCCGAAGUUCAUCACCUGGUCUCCAGUGUGUCGCAACGACGUCGCCUGGAACUUUGAGAAGUUCCUGGUGGGCCCAGAUGGUGUGCCUGUGCGCAGGUACAGCCGCCGCUUUCCAACCAUCGACAUUGAGCCUGACAUCGAAGCCCUGCUGUCCCAGGGGCCCAGCUGUGCCUAGGGCAACCUUCCUAUCCCUGCUGCUUGGCAGCCUGCCCUCUGGGGAUUUCAUCCAUGACGGCCUUUCCUCGAAAUUUGCAUAGAGGAACGCCUGAUUUCCAGAAGAAUCCCCUGAGAUGGGCGCUUAUUCAUCCCAGCACUCCCUCCCCAAACCAAGGCUUUUCACUAAUAAAGUGUUAGAUAUGAGCAGAA